Cicer arietinum (chickpea) is the source of this 1347-nucleotide messenger RNA. Its product is annotated as GDSL esterase/lipase At1g29670-like. Gene Ontology annotation, molecular function: hydrolase activity, acting on ester bonds. The record is from RefSeq and is a predicted model, not a curated record. Lineage: Eukaryota; Viridiplantae; Streptophyta; Magnoliopsida; Fabales; Fabaceae.
CAUUUGAGGAGUUUCACAUCCACUCACACACACAUAUUCUCUAUUUUCUUGCUUCAAUGACGUCUAGAGAACUCAUUACUAUGAAAUGGAUUAUAAGUGUAAUGGUGGUGGUUCUAGGUAUGUGGAGUUGUGGGGUUGGAGGUGCACCACAAGUACCUUGCUACUUCAUUUUUGGGGACUCUUUGGUAGAUGAUGGGAACAAUAACCAGCUUUCUUCUUUGGCUAAAGCUAAUUACUUUCCUUAUGGAAUUGACUUUCCUGGUGGACCAACUGGAAGGUUCUCUAAUGGAAAAACUACUGUUGAUGUCAUUGCUGAACUUUUGGGAUUCGAGGAUUAUAUAUCUCCUUAUGCAACAGCCAGAGAUCGGGACAUACUCAAAGGAGUCAAUUAUGCUUCUGCAGCUGCUGGAAUAAGAGAAGAAACCGGACAACAACUAGGAGAUCGUAUAAGUUUUAGUGGGCAAGUGCAAAAUUACCAAAAGACAGUAUCCCAAAUGGUAAAUUUGCUUGGAGAUGAGAACACAACUGCAAAUUAUCUUAGCAAGUACAUUUAUUCAAUUGGAUUGGGUAGCAAUGAUUACCUUAACAAUUAUUUCAUGCCUGCUUAUUCUAGUAGUAGACAAUAUACACCACAACAGUUUGCUGAUGUUCUUAUUCAAGCGUAUGCUGAACAACUCAGGAUCCUAUAUAACUAUGGAGCAAGAAAAAUGGCUUUAUUCGGGGUUGGUGAAAUAGGUUGUAGCCCAAAUGAAUUAGCCCAAAACAGCCCAGAUGGUAGAACAUGUGUUGAAAGAAUUGAUUCCGCAAAUCAAUUAUUCAAUAACGGUUUGAAAUCUCUUGUUGAUCAACUCAACAACCAGCUUCCCGAUGCAAGGUUCAUCUAUGUAAAUGUUUAUGGUAUCUUUCAAGACAUCAUAAACAAUCCAUCAUCAUUUGGUUUAAGAGUUACAAAUGAAGGAUGUUGUGGUGUAGGAAGGAACAAUGGUCAAAUUACAUGUUUGCCACUUCAAACCCCAUGUAAUAAUAGGAACGAAUACUUAUUUUGGGAUGCAUUUCAUCCAACUGAAAUUGGCAAUACUAUAAUUGGUAAAAGAGCUUACAAUGCUCAAUCUGCAUCAGAUGCUUAUCCUAUUGAUAUCAAUCGUUUAACACAAAUAUGAUGAAAAUCUAGAAGUGGUAAUAAGUUGGUUGUGGAACUUUAUUAGUGUAUAAUGGAGUUAUUUACGACAAAGGUGUAUAAGUGUAAUUCACCAUAAAUAUUUGUUUUUAGAUUUUCAUAUUGAUGUUACUUCUCAACUGGUGAAAUUUUCUUCUAAAUUGAAUAAAACCCGUGUGAUGCACAUGUAA